This is a messenger RNA of Aspergillus uvarum CBS 121591, 544 nucleotides long. RefSeq lists its product as uncharacterized. The record is from RefSeq and is a predicted model, not a curated record. Lineage: Eukaryota; Fungi; Ascomycota; Eurotiomycetes; Eurotiales; Aspergillaceae. The coding region runs from base 1 to 369 and encodes 122 amino acids. The transcript has 2 exons.
AUGGCGAGCUUAGAAAAACAGCUAAGUGCCUUCAAAGUGAUUAUUCAGAAGUCAGCUAUAAGUGUCGUUUGCCCUCAAUGCCUGCAAGGGUUCCCCCGUUCCGAUGUCCUCUACCGCCACUUUAAGACCGAGAAAGACAAUAUCCAUAGGGGUCUCAGCAUGCGAAAGUCCGAUUUCAAACAAUUCCUCGCCUGCUAUCAGGAGGCUCUGGGAGCUUCAAUCUCUGCCGAAAAGCUACGGUAUGGUUACAAGUGCUUCGAGGUUAUGUUUGUGGUUGAACAUUAUGCCAAUGAUGCCGAAAAAGUUCAAAUGAACAGUUCCUCUCGGUCAUCAGAGUCAUAUGAAACCGGUUUGCCCUCUGAAGCAUGAGAGUUAGCCUUUAUCGAAGUCGAACCGGGGCUUUCGAAAGCCAGCCACAACAAUUAGUCUUCAUAUCAAGACGGCUUUCAGCAAUUGAUGAACCACAUAUUCCGACGUGAAUGGGGAAGAUUCUACUAGCAAAUAAUUUCGGAUUGCUUUAGUGAAGGCUCGAGAAGUACCUCUC